Molecule: messenger RNA, 163 nt
Organism: Dovyalis caffra
Lineage: Eukaryota; Viridiplantae; Streptophyta; Magnoliopsida; Malpighiales; Salicaceae
Source: the annotation of a GenBank genome assembly
GUUGGUCUCCGUUCGGCUUAAACACAAAUCCUUACCCGGUCUCUAUCGUCCGUCUUCAAUGGCUAAAAACAAUCUGGUCGUUGGAAAGUCUCCGGGUUUUUUAGAGAAUUUCCCUAUGAUAGAGAGAAUGGUUCAUAUCUCCAUAGGUGGCCAAAUAUCCUAA